Molecule: messenger RNA, 6398 nt
Organism: Symphalangus syndactylus (siamang)
Lineage: Eukaryota; Metazoa; Chordata; Mammalia; Primates; Hylobatidae
Gene: LAMB2
Product: laminin subunit beta 2
Biological process (GO): tissue development; animal organ morphogenesis
Source: RefSeq, a predicted model, not a curated record
AAAAAAAUUAAAUUCUCAGUAAUUUCUAGUAUCCCUGAUCCCCCAGGUUGACUACAUGAUCCUCAGGGUGACUGGAGACCUCUACUCCGGAUAUCCAGAAUAACUCCCAGCGAUGCCUAAAGUCCAACGGAUUGACUGACCCCCACCCCCGCCGCCCCCAUGCUCCUUUGUGAAGUGGGGUGAUUCCCCUGAGGAACUCUCAUCAGCUUUCUUCCCUGGAUGGCAGCUCAGGGCACUCCCUGCCGGGACUGCGGAGGCGGCAGGCCAGACCCAGCCCUAAAGACCGGCGGACCCCAUGUUUCCCCCAACUUCCCGUUCCCAGGGCCCCGGGUGGGGCGCGCCCCAUGUCCCCCACCCACUUUCCUCCUUCUCUCCCCCUCCACGCCGCCGCGCACAUUCCAACCCCAGGCUCCUGCGAUCCCGGCAGGCCAAAAAGUCUGGAGCGGAUAAAUAGCCACAAGAUCCGGAGUCGCUCGCCGUAGCUCUGGUCCAGUGUCCACCACCCAGAGCCUAUUUCCAUACAGGGAAACCAGCAGCACUUCUCGUGCCUACUUACCGUAGUGACUAGUGGGGGAGGCAAUGACCCCCCUGGAGCUGUGCUUCCGGCUGGGUGUGCACUUUCCCCAUCUCUCCCCCAGCCCCAUCCUGUCCAGUCCCUAGGACUACCCGAGAGCCCCCCACAGCCCUGAAUAGGGGAACUUGGUGCUCCUGCUUGUGCCCUCCAGCCUCUCUGUUGAUGCUGGAGCCCUGGGAUCAAACGGCUGAGUUGAUGGUAAUUUCCACGGCGCCCAUGACGCUGAGGGGAAAAGGCUAUAGGCUCCUUGGUCCAGAGUUGGAGAUCCCGAAGAUCAGAUCUCUCUCAUUUGCUCCUGCCAUGCCCCCAACUUCGAUGGAGCUGACCUCAAGGGAAGGAGGGAGGGGACAGCCUCUGCCCUGGGAACUUCGACUGGGCCUACUGCUAAGCGUGCUGGCUGCCACACUGGCACAGGCCCCUGCCCCGGAUGUGCCUGGCUGUUCCAGGGGAAGCUGCUACCCCGCCACGGGCGACCUGCUGGUGGGCCGAGCUGACAGACUGACUGCCUCAUCCACCUGUGGCCUGAAUGGCCCCCAGCCCUACUGCAUCGUCAGUCACCUGCAGGACGAAAAGAAGUGCUUCCUUUGUGACUCCCGGCGCCCCUUCUCUGCUAGAGACAACCCACACAGCCAUCGCAUCCAGAAUGUAGUCACCAGCUUUGCACCACAGCGGCGGGCAGCCUGGUGGCAGUCAGAGAAUGGUAUCCCUGCGGUCACCAUCCAGCUGGACCUGGAGGCUGAGUUUCAUUUCACACACCUCAUUAUGACCUUCAAGACAUUUCGCCCUGCUGCCAUGCUGGUGGAACGCUCAGCAGACUUUGGCCGCACCUGGCAUGUGUACCGAUAUUUCUCCUAUGACUGUGGGGCUGACUUCCCAGGAGUCCCACUAGCCCCCCCACGACACUGGGAUGACGUAGUCUGUGAGUCCCGCUACUCAGAGAUUGAGCCAUCCACUGAAGGCGAGGUCAUCUAUCGUGUGCUGGACCCUGCCAUCCCUAUCCCAGACCCCUACAGCUCACAAAUUCAGAACCUGUUGAAGAUCACCAACCUACGGGUGAACCUGACUCGUCUACACACGUUGGGAGACAACCUGCUCGACCCACGGAGAGAGAUCCGAGAGAAGUACUACUAUGCCCUCUAUGAGCUGGUUGUACGUGGCAACUGCUUCUGCUACGGACACGCCUCAGAGUGUGCACCCGCCCCAGGGGCACCAGCCCAUGCUGAGGGCAUGGUGCACGGAGCUUGCAUCUGCAAACACAACACACGUGGCCUCAACUGCGAGCAGUGUCAGGAUUUCUAUCAUGACCUGCCCUGGCAUCCAGCUGAGGACGGCCAUAGUCAUGCCUGUAGGAAGUGUGAGUGCCAUGGGCACACCCACAGCUGCCACUUCGACAUGGCCGUAUACCUGGCAUCUGGCAACGUGAGUGGAGGUGUGUGUGAUGGAUGUCAGCAUAACACAGCUGGGCGCCACUGUGAGCUCUGUCGGCCCUUCUUCUACCGUGACCCAACCAAGGACCUGCGGGAUCCGGCUGUGUGCCGCUCCUGUGAUUGUGACCCCAUGGGUUCUCAAGACGGCGGUCGCUGUGAUUCCCAUGAUGACCCUGCACUGGGACUGGUCUCCGGCCAGUGUCGCUGCAAAGAACAUGUGGUGGGCACUCGCUGCCAGCAAUGCCGUGAUGGCUUCUUUGGGCUCAGCAUCAGUGACCCUCUGGGCUGCCGGCGAUGUCAAUGUAAUGCACGGGGCACAGUGCCUGGGAGCACUCCUUGUGACCCCAACAGUGGAUCCUGUUACUGCAAACGUCUAGUGACUGGACAUGGAUGUGACCACUGCCUGCCUGGCCACUGGGGCCUGAGCCACGACCUGCUCGGCUGCCGCCCUUGUGACUGCGAUGUGGGUGGUGCCUUGGAUCCCCAGUGUGAUGAGGCCACAGGUCAAUGCCACUGCCGCCAGCACAUGGUUGGGCGACGCUGUGAGCAGGUGCAACCUGGCUACUUCCGGCCCUUCCUGGACCACCUAAUUUGGGAGGCUGAGGACACCCGAGGGCAGGUGCUCGAUGUGGUAGAGCGCCUGGUGACCCCGGGGGAAACUCCAUCCUGGACUGGCUCAGGCUUUGUGCGGCUACAGGAAGGUCAGACCCUGGAGUUCCUGGUGGCCUCUGUGCCGAAAGCCAUGGACUAUGACCUGCUGCUGCGCUUAGAGCCCCAGGUCCCUGAGCAAUGGGCAGAGUUGGAACUGACUGUGCAGCGUCCAGGGCCUGUGCCUGCCCACAGCCUGUGUGGGCAUUUGGUGCCCAAGGAUGACCGCAUCCAAGGGACUCUGCAACCACACGCCAGGUACAUGAUGUUUCCUAAUCCUGUCUGCCUUGAGCCUGGUAUCUCCUACAAGCUGCAUCUGAAGCUGGUACGGACAGGGGGAAGUGCCCAGCCUGAGACUCCCUACUCUGGACCUGGCCUGCUCAUUGACUCGCUGGUGCUGCUGCCCCGUGUCCUGGUGCUAGAGAUGUUUAGUGGGGGUGAUGCUGCUGCCCUGGAGCGCCGGGCCACCUUUGAACGCUACCAAUGCCACGAGGAGGGUCUGGUGCCCAGCAAGACUUCUCCCUCUGAGGCCUGCGCGCCCCUCCUCAUCAGCCUGUCCACCCUCAUCUACAAUGGUGCUCUGCCAUGUCAGUGCAACCCUCAAGGUUCACUGAGUUCUGAGUGCAACCCUCAUGGUGGUCAGUGCCUGUGCAAGCCUGGAGUGGUUGGGCGCCGCUGUGACCUCUGUGCCCCUGGCUACUAUGGCUUUGGCCCCACGGGCUGUCAAGCCUGCCAGUGCAGCCACGAGGGGGCACUCAGCAGUCUCUGUGAAAAGACCAGUGGGCAAUGUCCCUGUCGAACUGGUGCCUUUGGGCUUCGCUGUGACCACUGCCAGCGUGGCCAGUGGGGAUUCCCUAGCUGCCGGCCAUGUGUCUGCAAUGGGCAUGCAGAUGAGUGCAACACCCACACAGGCGCUUGCCUGGGCUGCCGUGAUCACACAGGCGGUGAGCACUGUGAAAGGUGCAUUGCUGGUUUCCACGGGGACCCACGGCUGCCAUAUGGGGGCCAGUGCCGGCCCUGUCCCUGUCCUGAAGGCCCUGGGAGCCAACGGCACUUUGCUACUUCUUGCCACCGGGAUGAAUAUUCCCAGCAGAUUGUGUGCCACUGCCGGGCAGGCUACACGGGGCUGCGAUGUGAAGCUUGUGCCCCUGGGCACUUUGGGGACCCAUCAAGGCCAGGUGGCCGGUGCCAACUGUGUGAGUGCAGUGGGAACAUUGACCCAAUGGAUCCUGAUGCCUGUGACCCCCACACGGGGCAAUGCCUGCGCUGUUUACACCACACAGAGGGUCCACACUGUGCCCACUGCAAGCCUGGCUUCCAUGGGCAGGCUGCCCGACAGAGCUGUCACCGCUGCACAUGCAACCUGCUAGGCACAAAUCCCCAGCAAUGCCCAUCUCCUGACCAGUGCCACUGUGAUCCAAGUAGUGGGCAGUGCCCAUGCCUCCCCAAUGUCCAGGGCCCUAGCUGUGACCGCUGUGCCCCCAACUUCUGGAACCUCACCAGCGGCCAUGGUUGCCAGCCUUGUGCCUGCCACCCAAGCCGGGCCAGAGGCCCCACCUGCAAUGAGUUCACAGGGCAGUGCCACUGCCGUGCCGGCUUUGGAGGGCGGACAUGUUCUGAGUGCCAAGAGCUCCACUGGGGAGACCCUGGGUUGCAGUGCCGUGCCUGUGAUUGUGACUCUCGUGGAAUAGAUACACCUCAGUGUCACCGCUCCACAGGUCACUGCAGCUGCCGCCCAGGCGUGUCUGGUGUGCGCUGUGACCAGUGUGCCCGUGGCUUCUCAGGAAUUUUUCCUGCCUGCCAUCCCUGCCAUGCAUGCUUCGGGGAUUGGGACCGAGUGGUGCAGGACUUGGCUGCCCAUACACGGCGCCUAGAGCAGCGGGCACAGGAGUUGCAGCAGACGGGUGUGCUGGGUGCCUUUGAGAGCAGCUUCUGGCAUAUGCAGGAGAAGCUGCGCAUUGUGCAAGGCAUCGUAGGUGCCCGCAACACCUCAGCCACCUCCACUGCACAGCUUGUGGAGGCCACAGAGGCGCUGCGGCGUGAAAUUGGGGAGGCCACUGAGCACCUGACUCAGCUCGAGGAAGAGCUGACAGAUGUGCAAGAUGAGAACUUCAAUGCCAACCAUGCAUUAAGUGGUCUGGAGCGAGACAGGCUUGCACUUAAUCUCACACUGCGGCAGCUCGACCAGCAUCUUGACUUGCUCAAACAUUCAAACUUCCUGGGUGCCUAUGACAGCAUCCGGCAUUCCCAUAGCCAGUCUGCAGAGGCAGAACGUCGUGCCAAUACCUCAGCCUUGGCAGUACCUAGCCCUGUAAGCAACUCGGCAAGUGCUCGGCAUCGGACAGAGGCACUGAUGGAUGCCCAGAAGGAGGACUUCAACAGCAAACACAUGGCCAACCAGCAGGCACUCGGCAAGCUCUCUGCCCACACCCACACCCUGAGCCUGACAGACAUAAAUGAGCUGGUGUGUGGAGCACCAGGGGAUGCACCCUGUGCUACAAGCCCUUGUGGGGGUGCCGGCUGUCGAGAUGAGGAUGGGCAGCCCCGCUGUGGGGGCCUCAGCUGCAGUGGGGCAGCGGCUACAGCAGACCUAGCACUGGGCCGGGCCCGGCACACACAGGCAGAGCUGCAGCGGGCACUGGCAGAAGGUGGUAGCAUCCUCAGCAGAGUGGCUGAGACUCGUCGGCAGGCAAGCGAGGCACAUCAGCGGGCCCAGGCAGCCCUGGACAAGGCUAAUGCUUCCAGGGGACAGGUGGAACAGGCCAACCAGGAACUUCGAGAACUUAUCCAGAGUGUGAAGGACUUCCUCAACCAGGAGGGGGCUGAUCCUGAUAGCAUUGAGAUGGUGGCCACACGGGUGCUAGAGCUCUCCAUCCCAGCUUCAGCUGAGCAGAUCCAGUACCUGGCGGGUGCGAUUGCAGAGCGAGUCCGGAGCCUGGCAGAUGUGGACGCAAUCCUGGCACGUACUGUAGAAGAUGUGCGUCGUGCCGAGCAGCUACUGCAGGAUGCACGGCGGGCAAGGAGCCGGGCUGAGGAUGAGAAACAGAAGGCAGAGAUAGUACAGGCAGCACUGGAGGAGGCCCAGCGGGCACAGGGUGUUGCCCAGGGUGCCAUCCGGGGGACAGUGGCUGACACACGGGACACAGAGCAGACCCUGUACCAGGUACAGGAGAGGAUGGCAGGUGCAGAGCAGGCACUGAGCUCUGCAGGUGAAAGGGCUCGGCAGCUGGAUGCUCUCCUGGAGGCUCUGAGAUUGAAAUGGGCGGGAAAUAGUCUGGCAGCCUCUACAGCAGAAGAAACGGCAGGCAGUGCCCAGGGUCGUGCCCAGGAGGCUGAGCAGCUGCUGAGGGGCCCUCUGGGUGAUCAGUACCAGACGGUGAAGGCCCUGGCUGAGCGCAAGGCCCAGGGUGUGCUGGCUGCACAGGCAAGGGCAGAACAACUGCGGGAUGAGGCUCGGGACCUGUUGCAAGCCGCUCAGGACAAGCUGCAGCGGCUACAGGAAUUGGAAGGCACCUAUGAGGAAAAUGAGCGGGCACUGGAGAGUAAGGCAGCCCAGCUGGACGGGUUGGAGGCCAGGAUGCGCAGCGUGCUUCAAGCCAUCAACUUGCAGGUGCAGAUCUACAACACCUGCCAGUGACCCCUGCCCAAGGCCUACCCCAGUUCCUAGCACCGCCCCACAUGCAUGUCUGCCUAUGCACCGAAGAGCUCUUGGCCCGGCAGGGCCCCCAAUAAACCAGUGUGAACCCCCA